This is a messenger RNA of Schistosoma haematobium, 5688 nucleotides long. RefSeq names its product Kinesin-like protein kif2a. NCBI's taxonomy places the organism in Eukaryota, Metazoa, Platyhelminthes, Trematoda, Strigeidida, Schistosomatidae. Gene Ontology annotation, molecular function: microtubule binding; ATP binding; microtubule motor activity. The record is from RefSeq and is a predicted model, not a curated record. Gene Ontology annotation, biological process: microtubule-based movement. The coding region runs from base 817 to 1779 and encodes 320 amino acids. The transcript is spliced from 7 exons.
CGGAUACAGAAGGCUCGAUUAGCUUUUACCAACUUGCGUCAUUUAUGGUGUAGGCGAGAUAUCCGUCUAUCAACCGUCCUACUUUAUGGCAGUGAAGCAUGGCCGGUAAGAGUAGAGGAUAUUCGUAGGUUACUAGUAUUUGAUCAUAGGUGUCUUCGAAAUACUGCUCGUAUAUCCUGGGACCAUCGAGUAAGUAACGCAGUUGUUAGGAAACGGGUACUAGGUAAGGAUGGCAAAUCAAUUGAUGACGUAAUGAAACUUCAUCAGUUGAGAUGGCUGGGACAUGUGUUACGUAUGCCCAACGACCGACUGCCUCAAUGUGCGAUGUUUUGUUGUAUAGGAGUAGAUUGGAAGAAAGCUAGGGGCGGCCAGACCAAAACAUGGCACAAGUCCAUGAAGUCACUGACAAGUGGACUGAGUCAUGUUGGUAGGUGUAGACUACCUGGUUGUGGACCGCGAGAUGAUAGUAACCGAUGGUUAGAGACCCUGAAUGACAUGGCUCAAAAUCGUUUGUAAUGGCGCAGGUGCAUCCACUCUUUGUGUUCUCCCAAAUUUUGAUCUUCUGAAUUCUUCAUGUCCCUUUCUUUUUUCUCUUUCCAAAUUUAUUUCACUGGAUUAUACUUCUUGAAUAACAUCUUCAAACCCUAAUUUUUCUAAUUACAGCUUAUAAUUUUACUACAUCUAGCACUACGGGAUUUGAAUCGACCACUGCAUCUCUGUGCAAAUGUGGUGUGGCAACUCAAACUGAUGUACGUACGUGCGAAGUUCUACGUUGAUACUGACUGACCAAGGAGUGAUUGACCAUUUGACUGAGCCAUGGUGAAAGAACUUGGACCAGGAACUUUGUCGGCAAGUAAUAGUAAUACUGAUCUACCGGCAACUGGUAAUACUAAUCAACCACAGUUAUCAUCUCGUAGUUCAAAUUGUACCGUUGCUGGAGGCACGGUGGCUCCUCAAAUCAACUUUCGGAAUCUUCCAAGUACUAAUAUAGGAACAAGCGGGAAUAUCUUGUCGAAAAAUUAUUACCCUUCAUCCAAUAAUAAUGAUUUUAGUAAUAACAACUGGCAGAAUGAUACAUUAACAAAUAAUCAUGUUAAUUCAAUUGCUGGCGGUGACGGUGAUUUAGCUAUGCUUCGAUCAGCUAAUGAAGGUGAAGUACCUGAGGAAGUUCUUCAUUUUCAUGAAGUUAUCGAUCAGAUUGAACGUAUGGAAGAGGAGAUUUGUGAUGAUCACAAAGCUGUUUGUCAUUCUAUGAGCGAUUGGACUAAAGAACAUUAUUCUUUAUACAAAAUAUCAAAUCAAGUGGAAUUCGAUGUUGAAGAAUAUAGUGCUCGUUUAGAAUAUCUACUUAGCAAACAAAUUAAAAUUUUAUCCUCUUUAAAAGGUAAGUUAAUAAUAUUGAUAAUUUUUUUUAAUAGUCAGUUUAUUAUUAUCAUUAUUUCUAUUAGUGAUACUAUAGCACUUUUACGUAUGUCUGAACACCGAUUAUCACGACGCACAAUGCUCACUAGUGUUGGAGACGGUUGGAAGAGAGUUAGGGGUGGCCAAACCAAAACGUGGCAUCAGUCAAUGAAGUCACUAACUUCCGGUCUGAGCCAUGUUGGUAGAUGCAGACUACUUGGUUGGGGGGUCCACGUGACUAUCGUAACCAAUGGUUGGAGACUUUGGGUGACAUGGCUUAUAAUCGAUCACAUGGGAUUGAAAUCGCUUUAUAUCUUUCUUCCUGUACUAUAUCCUUAUAUGCAAUCUUUCUUUUAUAUAUUACCACUAUUGAAUUAACUACUUCUAUGAAUCCGAUGUUCGUCUUGUUAUGCUAAUGAGGUAUGGCAACUUGGACUGAUGCAUAUAUGUGCCUGGUCCUACGUUGUAUCUGACUGACUGAUAGCACUGUCAUUGUUGCAUAAACAUAAAUAUUAUCUUUGAAAUUAAGUAGAAAUGAACUAAGCACGUAAGUUUGAAGUUGGCCUUAAUUAAUGCAUCUGAUAUAACGGUUGAAUGAAGAUAAAUUCUGUUUACUUCAACAGUAGAACUUGUGAACUUAAGAUUGUGUUAUAACUUGUGGGUUUGUACCCCUAUCAAUGUAUAACGUAAUGAUACCGCCAAUUAGAGAGCAGUGAAUUAUCGAUUGGACCAAUGACGCAUAAAACCUGUACGGGCAGUCUACAGUCCUUAUCGAUCCUGCUUCCAGCCUGGCCCUACUUGUUAAGUCAAGAACACCAAUCUCAGCCUCUGUGAUAUGAAUCAUUUAUUUCAAACAUACUGGAUUUAUAUACCAACCAAACAGACCACAUCGUACCGCCAAAUAGAAAAUAACAUUUGUACAAGAUUUAGCCAAAUGUGGUUGUGAAUGUGGGAGACAGUAAUUGAUAGACUGGGUAUAGCUUAACAAUGGCAAAUCAUAUAAUGAGAGUCUAUGGGUCAAAAUAAAGCUUAUGAUAAGAGGGACACGAUUAUGAAUAGUUGAGUUAUUUAUCAAUUAUAUGAUAAAUAUAUAUAUAUGUAUAGUAUUAGUCCAUAAAUGGAUCUCAAUAGUUACCAUUCAUUAUUCUUAUCGAGAUAUAACGGAUUCUACUACCCCUGAACUGGAUACUCCGACUGAUAGGUUGUGAACAGAUCGGGGUCUUGUUCUACAGAAUGCGCGAAUUAAGACCAAAUAUAGAGAAUCAGGGUAUAAAUGAGACAAUAUUUUACUCAGUACAAUUACAAGCAGUUUACACUCAGUGAGUUAGUUCAGAGUCGAAUUCAAUAUGAGGAAAGAAGAUCAUAAAUUAAAUAGUCAACUAGAUCUGUCUAUCUGUUCAUUAGUCACUCUUCAGCACCACAUCUACACAACCCAGUUCAGAAAAAUAAAACGACAUUUACUCAUCGGAAAUCAGUUUGUCGUAUAAGUUACUACCUAAAUAACUUAUUGUUUUACAAUAAAGGCUGAUUGAAUACAGUCUAUGAUAUCAACAAAUGGAGGAAAUCCAAACUGUGUUUUGUUGUUUAUCUGAAGACGAAAUUAAACAUCUUAUCAACUUUGUUCAAAUUUGAUAAUUCUACCACUGACUAGUUCUACAAGUGAAGCAAUCGUUAUGACAUACAAUUUUUUUCACUCGGUGAAUUAAUGUAGAUUCUAUUCUAACAAUUGUACAUAUUUAUAAUUUACGAAAUCAGUCAGUAAUACAAAUAGGCCUCUAUACAAAUAAAGUAUAACUGUAGUCGGAAUAUGAUAACUAUUAUUCAAUAAUUAUAACCAAAAAUGGGUAGUGGAUAGCAGUGGAAUACAGGACGCGCGCCGCUUCGUCCUAUUUGGGACUCGUCAGCUGGAUGUACGUGUAUCUCAGAGUUGAUAUUCAAUCCGGAGCUUGAACCCAGUACUGUUCGCUUCAGACGUCAAAUACUUUUGAAUUAAAGCAAUAUGCACAUAUGCCAAUAAGAGACUGAUUAGUUUCAGUGUUGAUCAUCAAUCGGAAGAUUCAAGUAAUACAAUACCAAGUGAAUUUAAACUUCACCCCAUUGUACGAGCAAGUGGAUAACGCGAUGGCGUUUGAAGCGAACGGUAAUUUAUUCUAGUCCCAGAGUGAACAUCAAUCCUGGGAUGCCAGGUACAUCCAGCUGACGAGUCUUAAAUAAAACGAAGCGUACAUGCGCAUAUACCAAUAAUAAGAGAUUGAUCAAUUGCAGUCGUAAACAUCAAUAGGCAGAUUCAAGUAAAACAAUAACAAGUGAAUUUAUUAUUCAAUAAUGUAUCUUUAUUAUACAACUGGUUAUAUGUGAGAUUAAAGUAUCAAACAUGUUUGAUGACAUUGUUUUACAAGAGAGAGAAAACAAACAAACAAUAAAGUGCCUGGAAAUCCUUAAUCAUUUUCUAAUUUACAUUAAAGCUUUUAUUUGAUGAGAGAGUAUUUCAUCUCUGUUUUUCAUUAUCAUCCUUUCUCGAUUACCUCGUCAGAAAAUUUUUUUUCUAUUUUCACAGAUAAAGUGACAUUAUGGCGCCGUGAUCUAAGACAAGAAGAAGAACUAAGCACUAAUUUACAACGAAAUCAUAAAUUAUAGUUUCUAACUCACUUUACUGAUAACAAAUCAAUACAAGUCAAUAACAUAAAUAAUAUGGAUUGUAAUUGUUGAAUCAAUCAUGUUAUAAUGUUUCGCAUUAUAUGUAUGUAUCCGUCUGUCUGUUUACAAAUUCCCGACCUUGAUGAAAGUGAUCCUAGUCAGCAACAUAUUUUGUUGGUUAGAGUUUGGAUUAGAUAUUUUUUGUCAAUUAAAGAUUUACUGUGAUACGAUAAAUAGGAUUAUGAACUAUGUUCUUUUUACAGUUUGUAUGCGGUUAUAAGCAUAUCAACACAAGCAUUGAGAAGAUCUUUUGUCUUAAACACACUCCUGUUGUGUUUUAUGCUGUUGCACCAUGUUGAACACAUGGUUGCUGGUAUCUGUAUGUCUGUAAAACAUGGAAAGCGUGUGCAGAUAUGGUCUGAUUAUGUAUCAUCAAUCCUUGUUCACUGUAUUUUUUUCUGUUCUCACUAUUCUUAUUCUCCCUAUUUUUUUUAUUUACACCUAUACCAAAUAAAAAGUAGCUCCUCAUGCUUUCUCUCUUUACAUAUUAUCAUUUUUAAAAGUAUAAGCGUUACACAAUUCAAAAUGCAUAUACCAUCAUCAUUUUGUGAUUUUGGUUGUCAAGUCUAACAUUACAUUUCAACCAAUUGAAUGCUCUUCUUCUUUAAAAUACUAUCUACAUUUCCUCCCCUUCAUUUUAAUGCAACAAUGAUCUAUUUGUGCACUGAACUAAUGUUGAUUCAUUUCUCACAUAAAAUGGAAUGUAUGUAUCUAUGCAAUCGCAAUGUAUUGAUUACUGUUUUUAGUUGCUUUCGUAUUCAUUUACUAUUUUGCAUGUUAAGAGGCAAUAGUGUAACCUCACAAUAUUGAUAGUAUCACCACAUGUCCUAAAGACGCCAGAGUUGUUGGUUUUUAUGAACAAUUUCCUCUUCAUUUGUUCAUUCAAUAUUAUAACAAAUACAUUCUUAGGAUCGAAAAGAACACUUGAUCGAAGUUGGUAUGUUUUUCAUUAUGUUUGUGUGUUUCCAUCGUUACUUACCAAAUGUAAACGUCAUGAGUUUAGGUUUGAGUACAAUAGAAUCUGUUUUUCUCCUAAAUAUGUUAGUCAAAUUAUCGACUGUGUAACAUACAGAGUUGAAUCCAAGCAGGUGUAAUUCUGCUUUAGGAAGUAUUUUUGUUUCUCCACUACAUGGCAGUCUUCAACAUAUCCAUUUACCUUCAUGAAUAUUUACUUCCUGUUCGGUAACGUUGUGUUUAGACAAUGUGAUGAGAUUUUAGUAAGUUAGUCAUAAGCCGCGUUUGCACAAUGUGUUGGGAUUACUUCAAGACAAAUCCCAUUAUAGACGUAUCGGUAGCAGUAGGACAAACUAGGUGUAUGAAAAUGACUGGUUUUGAAACGUUCUAAUCCACAGAUAACGACUCACGACCUUAUCAAUCGACUUUCCAACUCCCCCGGACACCCUGUAUCUGACAUUGUCAUCGUUCACUUAAUGAUAGGACGAGUUGGAUUGCUUUGAGAGACCUCUAUUAUCAAGUGUGUAAUUUAGCUGGUCAAUACGUAAGUGCCUUGCUAAAUAUUUCGUCAUUUCAACUUCAAAAUAGUUAGGUGGACGCGCUUCGUGAUAACGAUCCAAUUAUUUGCCAUUUGAA